AUGAGUCAACACCAGACGAUCGAUAUUCCUUUUCGAAAUGUUACGAAAAUUCAAUUUGGAACAUGGUUUCAUCGGGAAAAUGCUAAUUGUGACGAACCAAUAGAACGGAAUGAAAUACACGAUUUUCCUUGGACAUCUAUUCGACCAGAUUAUGAAGAAGGAUAUUCCUAUGCGCUUUUACUUUCACGAUGGCUGAAAUCUCUACAAACACGCGAAUCGAUUGCUCAACAUAUGGCCAUCUUUGAACAGGAUCUUUGUCAAUUGGCCGAAAAAUUAAAAGAAUUUACCUUUCUCGAUAUUUAUGACGAAAUUCAUUAUGAAAAAGUUGAAGUUUAUCGGUCAAUGGUUCAAAUUCGCUUUCCUCAGAGUCGAAUAGACGUUGAAAUAUCAAGAUUUUGUCUUUGGCUUUAA
Messenger RNA from Rotaria sordida, 411 nucleotides. The record is from the annotation of a GenBank genome assembly. NCBI's taxonomy places the organism in Eukaryota, Metazoa, Rotifera, Eurotatoria, Philodinida, Philodinidae.